Messenger RNA from Didymodactylos carnosus, 249 nucleotides. Lineage: Eukaryota; Metazoa; Rotifera; Eurotatoria; Philodinida; Philodinidae. The record is from the annotation of a GenBank genome assembly.
AUGUCCACAUGCCUAGGCAAAAUUGCCCACUGUUUACCUACAAAAGGUACAUUUAAUCAUCAUACUGGUGGUGAAUCUUUGGUAUCAUCACAAGAACAUUUUACCGCAGCUAUUCAAAAUGCCAUACCAAAGACAAUGUCCGGUGAAUCGGCGGCAUUUACUGAAACAAGUGAAACAACUUCAUCGUUUGCCCCACCAUUAAUUGAUCAACAAGCAGCUCAAUCAAUUGGAAAAGAAUCAUUACAAUAA